GACGACGCAUCCGUACCCCAGCGACCGCAGAUUCCGCUACCGCCCAAGAAAUUCCCCAAAGCCGGACUCUCCGUCUCUACGUUCUCGCCGGAAGUGACGCGCUUCGAUGACGUCAGGGCGGAAGCGACAUCAUCGCCAUGCGACACAGACCACCGAGAUCAAAUCGUACCGUCGCCUGCCAUCGUGGUCCUCGAGCCGCUCAGUCCAGGAACAGCAACGAGCCCCCGAAAAAAAUCAGCAACCCUGGGCAACUUCUUGGAGACCCGGGGCACGACCUGGAAGUUCCAGCCUGGGGCACAACCGGCCAUGUCCAGUUUUGCCGGUCGACGGUCGUCGGAUGACAUGCAGCAUCUACCAGUGCCUCUCGGUGACCUCUCCUCUUCGGACACUGAUGGCAGCGAAGAGUUCUUGCUGCCACCUCCUCCUCCACUCAACGUUUCGGCGGACUCUUCGGAUUCGGAUGGCAACAUUUACGAGGACGUCAGGCCACCGGUGCAGCCGAGCGUGGUCGGUGGGUACAGUGUGGCCACGAAGCACCUGGUGCGACCUCCGAAAGGAAAGAAGUUUGGCAUGACGCUUGCGGAGAUCUGCUUUCGCAAAGGACCUCCGAGUGUUCCAAGUGAGUAGCUUGUUUGGCGUUGACGGCGCUUAUUUAUGACCAGUUUAUAGGUAAUAUAUCAGAGUCAUACGUCCCUACGCUAAAGUUGAAGGGUUCAAAUAUCUGUCCUAUAGGCCCCUUUAAAAAUUACG
Ixodes scapularis (black-legged tick) is the source of this 750-nucleotide messenger RNA. RefSeq names its product pollen-specific leucine-rich repeat extensin-like protein 1. The record is from RefSeq and is a predicted model, not a curated record. Lineage: Eukaryota; Metazoa; Arthropoda; Arachnida; Ixodida; Ixodidae.